UUUAAUAUUUAACCACGUGCAUUACACGUGCAUAGAAAAUAGUAUUAAAAAAAGCAGAGAGAGGGCGGGGCGUAUUCAAAAUAUAUCAUACACAUCACGUCACGUGCCUGUUUACACUAACCUCUAUACAUUAGAAAAAUUAAUACGAAAACCCCCCAAACAAUUAAUGAUAGGAUAAUUUUUUGAAAACACCCGAUUUUCAAAUUUAUAUAAUAAAAUCGACUCUUUUUGAAAAAAAUCAGUAAAAUCGAUCCUUUUCAGAUGAAAAUGAUCGGUUUUGCUGCAGAAGAGUUUUUCGAACUGCAUGGGACUAGCACGGGAGUCCCGUGCAUUUCGUUUUUUGAACUGCACGGGACUAGCAGUCCCGUGCAUUUUGUUUUCUUUUUGAAUUGCACUAAGCAGAUAGUUUUGAAAUGCACAGGACUGCUAGUCCCAUACAGUUCAAAAAGAAAACGAAAUGCAUGAGACUGCUAGUUCCGUGCAGUUUGAAAAACACUUCCUCAGUAAAAUAGACCUUGCUUUUUUUUCAGAAAGGGUCGAUUUUGCUAUAUCAAUUUAAAAAAUCGGGUGUUUUCAAAAUUUUAUCCUUAAUGAUAAUUUAAUGGAAUUUUCUUUUUAUUUUUCUGUAUACACAGUUAUUCCCCUCUUUAUUUUCCUGCAAUAUUCGAGAUAUAAUCUCCCUUCUGGAUUUUUCUACUGUUGUCACGAGUGACCGCACUUCACAAUGAGCCCCCUCAUUAUAUCUUCUCCAUUUUCACCAUUUCCCUCGCAAAAUCUCACCAUAUAACCUCAAAAAAAAAAAAAGGAACAAUGGCGAAUAAUAUCGGAGUUGGAGAGCUGAAACCCAACAAGAAAGUGAUACUAAAGAAUUACGUAAAUGGGUUUCCGAAAGAGAGCGAUAUGGAGAUCGUGAGGACCGAAACUGUUCGAUUGAAAGUAGCAGAGGGAUCAAAAGCUGUUUUAUUAAAGAAUUUGUACUUGUCUUGUGACCCUUAUAUGAGGAAUCGCAUGUCCAAGCACGAGGAGGCCAAUUAUGUCCCUGAUUUCGUCCCUGGAUCGCCUAUAAGUGGUUUUGGCGUCGCCAAAGUAUUGGAUUCUGGGCAUCCAGAUUUCAAGGUUGGUGACUAUGUGUGGGGGAUAACUGGAUGGGAAGAGUACAGCCUCGUAACAUCACCGGAAACCCUGUUCAAAAUUAAAGAUACCGACAUACCCCUUUCUUACUACACUGGACUCUUGGGCAUGCCAGGAGUAACAGCUUAUGCUGGAUUUUACAAGGUUUGCUCUCCGAAGAAAGGGGAAACUGUUUUUGUAUCAGCAGCUUCAGGCGCAGUUGGCCAGCUCGUCGGACAGUUUGCUAAACUGAUGGGCUGUUAUGUGGUUGGAAGUGCUGGAUCUGAUGAAAAGGUUAAUCUUUUGAAGAAAAAAUUUGGAUUUGAUGAGGCAUUCAAUUAUAAGAAGGAAAAGGACCUUAAUGCAGCGUUGAAAAGGUGCUUUCCUGAAGGAAUCGACAUCUAUUUCGAGAAUGUAGGCGGAGAAAUGCUCGAUGCUGUUCUUCUCAACAUGAGGAACCAUGGCAGAAUCGCAGCAUGUGGGAUGAUAUCUCAAUACAACCUUGAUAAACCUGAGGGUGUACACAACUUGAUGUUUGUUGUCACGAAGCGAUUGAGGAUUGAAGGGUUCAAUGCGUAUGAUUAUUUCCCUAUUUAUGAUCAGUUUUUCCAGAAGACUGUGCCGUAUAUAAAAGAAGGAAAGAUCACUUAUGUGGAGGAUGUUGUGGAGGGGCUUGAGAAUGCACCUGCGGCAUUGAUUGGUCUGCUCUCGGGGAGAAAUGUCGGGAAACAGGUGGUGGUUGUUGCUCGUGAGUAGGAGAGGGUUAUACGUAUGAAGUUUGGUGUGAAUGAAAGUAUUUUGAUAAAACUUGAGGUAUAGAUGGUAUUGAACCAAAAAUGUCUUGAGUGUCGUCGCUGUGUGUGUAUGUUUUUCAAACUUGGUGGUGCUUUCUUUUUAUGCAAUAAACGUGUCUUAUUGACAUCGUAUACAUCUAUUUUGUUUGUUAUGCUCUGAGUAUGUCGAUCA
Asparagus officinalis (garden asparagus) is the source of this 2076-nucleotide messenger RNA. Its product is annotated as 2-alkenal reductase (NADP(+)-dependent)-like. Gene Ontology annotation, molecular function: 2-alkenal reductase [NAD(P)H] activity. The record is from RefSeq and is a predicted model, not a curated record. NCBI's taxonomy places the organism in Eukaryota, Viridiplantae, Streptophyta, Magnoliopsida, Asparagales, Asparagaceae. Bases 811 to 1866 code for a protein of 351 amino acids. The transcript is spliced from 5 exons.